Molecule: messenger RNA, 500 nt
Organism: Cajanus cajan (pigeon pea)
Lineage: Eukaryota; Viridiplantae; Streptophyta; Magnoliopsida; Fabales; Fabaceae
Source: RefSeq, a predicted model, not a curated record
UGAGGAGUGGAUGCAAUUUCGUGCCACUCGAUUGGACCCUUCGUGGCAGGCUAAAAGAAUAGCUGCCCAAGAACGACAGGCCAAGAAUGAUGCACCCCAUCUAUUGUCAAGAGGGGGAUAUGAAAGAAAAAAAAAGGAAAUGAAGAAGGCUAGGGCAGAGGCAGCAGGGGUUGAGUCUGCUGACCGUGUGGAGUCACCUCCCCGCCAUGAGAUGUGGAUAGCAGCCCGGACAAAAUCAGAUGGGCAAAUGACUUCUGAGUCUGCAAGGGUCGUUGCUGAUAAAAUAGUAAGUAAAAAUAUACAAACUAAGACUCUUCAUUUCAACUCAUUUAAUUCAUAAGUGUAGUUUAGGGUAUACUUAUUGUUAAUAUGUUGCAGGAGGGUUUAGUUGAGCAGACCACCCAGGGCUCAUUUGUUUCCCAUGGUCGGGAUGAUAUCCUCACAACGGCCAUAGGAAGGCCAAAGCACGCAGGCCGUGUGCGUGGUGUUGGUGGUUCUUG